Messenger RNA from Porites evermanni, 13168 nucleotides. The record is from the annotation of a GenBank genome assembly. NCBI's taxonomy places the organism in Eukaryota, Metazoa, Cnidaria, Anthozoa, Scleractinia, Poritidae.
AUGGAUGUACCUUGUGAUCAAUACAAGCUACUAACCCAAUCAGAACCAUGCACCAUGUUAAUCUAUGGUAUUUUAUCAACAGGAGAUCGACAGAGAAUGAUUUCUACUCCAGAUAAGCCGACCAAGGUCUUUAUUGGCGAUAACGUUUCAUUGCUUUGGCGGUACUAUAAACCUUCACAUCUAACUCUCUUUGAGGUCGUCUUUGGUUACUGGAAAAGUCCUGGUUACUUGCAUCCAAAGCUUAUAGCAGUCGAUUCAAAGGGGUUCAUAAGUGUAAGAGCAGGUUACGAGACAGCGGUGAGUUGGGAUGGAAAUCUGACAUCUUCCCUGGCAGUUUUUGUUUUAUAUAAUGUUCAGCCGGCCGACGGAAAUGUGGAUUUUGGUAUACAAGUUGAGUUUGGACUCGCGGACAAUCCAUUGAAAGACAUAGUCCAACUUCUAGUCGUGGCAAAACGUAGGUAGAAGCAUGUGGCUAUUUAUAUAUAUAUUUUUUCGUUAUUGUUAACUCCCCAUAAAAUAUAGACGAAUUAAAAUAUGAGCGAUGAAUUCAUGAUACCAUACUUUUUAUGUCGACUCCCUUAUAUAUCAACUACUUGGACUCCUCGAAUUUCUGAUCUGUUCCGACGAUUUUGCAAUUGGGGUAAAGAAACGAUUUAAAACUAAACUAUAAGAAAAUUAUUUUGGCGUCUUCAGUAUAGUUCCCACAUUUAUUCGUACGUAUACCUUCCCAUUUGGUGGCGACGCCCAGUUAAGCAUGUUUUCUCACCCUGCUUACCUCACACAAUUGCCUCACAUCAUUAUAUGAGGCAUCGCAUUCUUUUAACUUGGUUGCCUGCUCGUUCAUCUUUUUAGCUUCUAAGCGAUCUGGGAUUCAUGAAAAUCCUUCACCAACUUUUCUCUCUUUGACUGAACAUGUAGACCACCGCAGUGCGGUUUCAUUGCAAAUGCGUGGGCAUCAUAAGAUAAUUUUUAAGCUGAACUGACUCAGAGGAGUUCCAUAAAGCAUACAACUAUUUGCAUUUUAUUGAUUGUAGUUGUGCCUACAACACAGAAGGUCUGUAUCCAAAGUAUGCCUGUCGCUAACGUUUUGUGUCCUGUUGCUUUAAUUAUUCAACGUGGAUAAGAGUCCAUCCCACCUUUGGUCCAUCCUAUAUUUCCUAUCAUUGUUAGCUGUUAAUGGGACUCGGAAUGGCAUUGAUUAGGCCACAUUUCUAAAGCAGUAGACGUUGACAUUUUUAUAAGUCGUGCUGCUAAUGUCGAGCGAAGCUGAGCAAGAAAAAUGUAACUGACGCCCGGGAAAGGGGACAUCCAUCUUGGCGCCAUGAUUUCUUAAUACAGCUGCGAACGCCCUUGAAAAAUCUUCGAUACAUUAGAUUAUAGUAUAAUAUAACUUCAGCUUUCUGUUUAAAGGGAAAUAUCUUUAGAUCAGGGGUCACUUUCCAUUCAACAAAAAUUCGUGUUUGAAAUUUCGGAAAUUUGACAUGCGCAAUGGAACGAUACAUUCCGGUUGCACAGGCCCGACCCAGGCCACCGUGCGUUUGGUUAUUGUAAUUAUAUUGUAAGCAGAAUACAGAAGAGCAGUUCUGUGGACAACAAUUAUGUCAAAUGAAAAGGGACAUUUCAUUCCGACCGACCACCUGAAAUAUUAAUGACCGGAAAGGUCAAAUUUGACUAUUUUCAAAGGUGGUCCCAGAUACUCCGGUGGGACUGAACCAAAACGGGUCCGUCUUAUUUACCAUUUCUAAUGAAAUUUGCGGAAUUUUGAGCUGAAUGGAAAGUGCCUCCAGUUGACAGCGAGAAUCAGCGGUUUAACCAAGAGUAUGAUUCUAGUAGUAAAAAGUUGAAAGUUGAUCCAUUCUCUUGCCAUGAAUUUGUUUCUAGCCAUUGCAGAUUUGCCACGAAUCACCGACAUCACCACACCACCGAUCCUUAGAACGGGACAAAAUGUAAACCUUAGUUGUGUAGUCAGCGGGUUAUCUCUUCUCAGUGUCACGUGGCACAGAGGACGAAAUGUCGUCAGCAACCAUGGUAACGGUACUUCCACUGUGGUGAUCAGGCUACUUAAUAUCACUCAAGAAGACUGGGGCGAGUACACUUGUGUCACCCAAAACGAAGCCGGAGAAGACAGAAGAAAUGUUUUUCUCAGAAGUUAGUAGUUAGCCUAGUAAAGCUGUGAGACUAAAAAAUCGUGUCAUAAUGAAUAGCAAUCGGCAUAUAAGCGGCCUUUUUCAUAAUAUAGUUUUGGAUAACCUAAGCAAUACUGAAUGGAAAACAAGAGACUCGAUUUCCUUUCUGUAAUUGAUAAAAUCAAUAAGCUUUUCAGCAGAAUUCCGUGGUGCGACAAAGGAAAACCGUUUUAAGAUCACGAUUAACAAUAUUUCAAUGGAAUUUUGAAGCACUGAUCGCGAAAUGCUUAAUGUGAAUGCUAAACAUGGAGAAUAUGGCUUGUCAGCUGGGAUUUCAAAAUCAUGCUAUCAUGCAGUUAAGAUCUUAAGGGAUGGGAAUUCUUACGAUGGUAAAAUUAUGAGUCAGUACUAAUUUCUAGUAGAAUUAACAACAAGUUGCUCGGAAAACAAUUACACAACUUGAAAAACUAAGCCUUCAUAUUUUCAUUCUUAAUCUGAAGAAAAAAUACCUCUCCACAAAGCCAGUGAAUUACGUAUGUUUUCAUGGUUGCAAAUACACCUAUGGUUUUGUUCUGAUGUAUUGCAAGAGUGGUCCCUUAAAUAGGUAUUUCUACAUCAUAACAUUUUCUUCUCUCUAUCUUAAGUUCUCCCUGCAAGCCCGACGAUUCUUAACACAAACACAAAAGUCGUGAAUUCUAGUUGGACUCUUCGGUGGUCAGCGGUUUACAGUGAGGGACGCUUGGUGACGACCUAUACAGCUUGGCACCGAGUGUUGCACAUGACAAAGGUGGCAGACAAGGAUAUGACUCACAAGGAAUCCUGGUUACGAAAAAAUGUUUCUGGUUUUAUGUACCACAUAGAACUUGCUGCCUAUAAACGUUAUAUGUUCGCAGUAACAGCUUGGAACGAAUGGGGCGAAAGCGAAUUACAAAGUAGCAAAACAUUGAUAAUAUCUACAAAUUUUGCGGAUGUAACCAAUCGGAGAACCAAGACAACAGCGAAGUCACUUCACACAAGUACGAUAAGUUCAUCAGUUACAAGAAAUAAAAAAAUAUAUUCGGAAAAAUUUGCCUGCUCUAUGACAUGAAUAAUUUACCAGUAAUCGGAGACCUAUUUUAAAAGUGCAUAGGAUUCUAGGAUUGCCAAACAACAUUACAAGUUGCUGCGGAAAUAUUGAAGUGUAUGCCGUUUGAAAUGGCUGUGGCCUAAAUAAAGUUGAAUGUUAAGAGGACCACUAAAAAUACAAUUGUAUCAUAUCAUUGUAAAUUGAACCAAAUUGUCGUCAUCUCGUGUUAGCGGCUACCAAGUGUUACUUUGCCCAGCUAAACAAUAAAGGGAAAUACGUAUACACUCUGACAUAGAAGGUGACCACUGAUCAAAGACCCGUUAUUUAACGUUUCAAUUACAGAGAACUUACCACCUUUUUGGGUUAUUAAGUUUGCGCCAACGUUUAUGGUAUUGUUCGUGUAGUUGGGAAACCUCAUUAAAACCUUUUGGGGAGAACUCGUUCGUAACAAUAUUGUAGUUUUGUUCAGUACUAAUUUACAUGUGAGAGCUGUCUCUUCUUGGGUGAAAACCAUUACUAUACAAGCUUCUAUAAAAGUGUUUCUUUUAGAAUAAACUGGCGUUUCUCUUGAACAGUAUGCUAUACGGCCAACCUCCGUUUAGUUGCGUUACCGGCCUUCACCUCAAGGUUUAAAUCCAGCAACGAGCUGUGACCAAUACUGCUUUUAAUAACUACAUCACCAGUAUACCGUAAAUCCUCUGUUAAGCCCCCUGGGGGGAGGCUUAAAUUUUUCAAGCACUUUUGAGGGGGAGCUUAAUAGAGAGGGGGGGGCUUAAAAGAGAGAAGGGGCUUAUUUAAUUUAGCGAAACGCAUCACCUGUAGCAAAAAUACCGUGGUAUAAGACAGAGUAGACUUACGCGUUGUACAAUUAAAGUCACUGUCAAAAGUAUUUAAUUCACUUGUGGGAACCUAAAAGUAACAAAAACAAAAUUCUUAUUCGUCAAAAAUGUUUUUUCGGCCUCGUGUUCUUCGGUAAUUUUUAUUAAUAAACCAUAACUGAUCAGUCCACAUUAAUCGUUAAUUUUUUUGUGAAGAAUAAGGACUGGGGAAGGGGGAUGGGGGAUUAAUAGAGAGGGGGGCUUAUUAACUUUCCUCCUCUGAGAAGGGGGGGCUUAUUGGAGGGAGGGGGCUUAAUAGAGGAUUUACGGUAGUUUGGUUUACUUUUCCUUGCGGGGAGAAGUCGUUUUGAUAUCAUCUGUUUUUUCUCUAACAGAGGCUGCAACAGGGAUGUCACCAACGUACAGGGCUAACAUGAAAGAUGAGAUGAAUUACAAUGUCACCCUCGUAAGCAUUAUGAUUGCCAUUGCCUUAUCUUCCUUGCUUCUAGGAGGAAUCUACUGUUUACGCAGAAAAUCUGUUUGUAGAAAGGAAAAAGAAGAACGUAAGUCAACUAAAUUUUUUACAGUUCAUGUCAUCUGUGUUCUUUCAAAAAAUAACUCAUUUAUUGCAUGAUGUCCAUAGUAAUCUCUGUCCUGAUAUAAGAAUCCCGAGUCCAGGUUCCACUGACAAGAAAUCGGGAAUUCACAGCGUGGAGCCACAAUCCUAGACUGUCUAUAUACUGGCUAUGAAUACCUAACAUGGGGCGAAAGAUACCUUACAGUCCUUCCAUGGGGCGAAUCAGCUAACAUUUCAUUGCUCAAUUUGUUGCUCAGUACAUUGCUACUAGCGAACAGGCUUGAUGAAAUGUAAUUAUGUAUAUGUGGUACGUAAAUAUCUCCACGUACACAAACAAGGACAUUUUGAGCAUAGAUUCUAACAUUGAUUCUUUCUUUUCCAAUUUAAUAGGUCAUCAAGAAAUCAGAGCGUAUGUAUUUUAUAUUUUGAAGAAAACGUUUAUCCGUCAUUCGUCUUUCAUCGUGGGGUUGUGGAUUCAAUUCAUUUAAAAAAUAGAUUUUACUUGGACGGAAACAUUGGACAUUAUUUUUUUGCUUAGAAAAGGAGUAAGUGACAGUCUACAGACUUCAAUAUGUGUGUGUCUACUGGGAGAUUUUGAAAAAGCGUUAUUUAUCUACUGUGUUAUCAGCUGUGAGCGAGCGCAUUACCAUGCAGCGCACGGGCUUUUUCAAAGCACCGCGAUCUAAAAACGUAAUUUUGCUAUCGCCAUUUCAGUCGUGUUAAUCCAACGUCUUUAUUCCCAUAGGUGCACUAAGAAAUCUUGAAAUGCUAACUUGAAAAAAAAACGUAGAACAGUGACUAGUUGCUUCUAAUUGGCAAAUUUGUAACUGGGGAACCCAAACUCUACUUUCUGUAAAAUAUCUGUUCGAAGAAGCAAAUUAAAUCAGAUUGCUUGAAAUUUUCCGUAAGUGACAUGGUGGAAGGCUACGAUUUCUGAAGUCCAGUUUUUCACAUUUCACUGCCUAGGUGUAGCUAUAUUUCGAAGAAAAAGGAAACCUAAUACUUUAGGAUUGGAAAUUUGAUGGAUUAUUAAAGGAAUCAGUAAUAUUUUAACCUUUGUGAAACUUGGAGUUGAAUCUAAAGUUCUGGGAAAAUAAUACUGAAGCCAUUGUAAUUUCGAAAAGACUCACGUUGCCCUAGGACUGAACCGAACAGAUACAAACUUUAUAGCGCCACUUUGAAUGCAAAACUCUAUUCCGGCUAUUUGGUCAUUUUCAGCCAAGCUGAGGGCCCUGUCAAUCGUAAAUAGAUGACUUCGAAACGAAUACUCGAAAGUGAAAAAUUGUAAUCUAUACUAUCUGUUUUAUGCCGCAAGAAAAAAUACCUUUAUUUUUUUUUCAGAAUAACAAGAUUGUCCCUUACAUCCCAAGAGAAUAGAUCCUCUGAUUUGGUGAGAUCCCUUUUUUCAUUUCUCUCGGCACUUUUCUUCUUUUAGAUAAAAGUAUUUUAAAAAAGCCGUUAAUUUUGUAGAGAUUGCUUAGCAGCGUUUCAGUAUUAAUGUAUUCAGAAGGUUUUUCGCGAGAGGGUUAACCAGUCCUGCCCUUAAAAAAAUUCGGGGUCGUUUCAGUUUCCACCCUCUACCACUGCCAACACUGAAUGGUUUUCGUCCUCUUUUUUUAAUUUACUACUUUUAGAUCGGAAAAAAUGAUAAGAUGAUCAUGUUUCAGUUUAUUAGGGCCCAACUUUAUUCCCCAGUCUCGUCGGUUUGCUUUCAUAAAUAUUUUUAUGAAUAUAGGAAUUUAAUAGGGAUAAACGACAGUCAAAACCUGCUUUACGGACACCUCAUUAUUACGGACAGUUUGCUUUGCCCUUGGGAAAGAAAGUCCUUAUAUUUUCUGUAACUUCAACACGCUUAAUGCGGACACUUUCCAUUGCUCCCUCAGUGUCCGUAUUUAUUUAACGGGGUUUUUCCUUAUUUGUUGCAGGUUCAAGGAAAUGAUAUGAAUGAAAGACACUCGGUGACGUCAUUAGAAUUGCCAGUAGGUACCUUAGAAUCGAACAGGGCUUCAGAACAAUUGUCAGCAACAGUGACAGAAAGUCAAGUCGGAGAGAAUUGUGAACAAAGAAGCGCUGGCAGAGUUUUUGCACUGACAUCGUUCCAUCCAGAAUCAAACGAUCUCACUCGAGCAGUUACUUCAAAUCAGGUGUCCAGUGCUGUGAAAGCAACUGAAAAUCGCCGUGUUAUCAAAGGAAUAAGGGAUAGUCAGGCUCUUAUUACUGGGUAUAUCAACCCUGCUAAUCCUGAAAGGGACAACCAAGUUGUCAUGGAAACUAGUAAGAGAACAGGUACAGUAAUGGACGGAAGCAUUCAAGAGAUCAAUCAGGAAACGAGAGCAGUCAAGGAGUCAGAAACCUUUCGGAGAAAUCAAUUUGAAACUGGUGUAUGCCAUCAAAAUUCAAAUUCUGAGAAUUACCUUCAACCAGUGGACAGUGAAAAUUUGCAACUGAGGGCUCAAACCAGUCGCUGCACUUACGAUAGAAAAGCCCAUACCUUCCAAUCUAGGCCUCGGCUAGAACCAAGGUUGAAGAUUAUCGGUAAAAGUGUCACUGAAAGCUUCCAACAUAAGGAUUCAUCAUUAACUCUGCCACCGUUAAAUACGCGAUGUACAGAUACACGAACUAGAAUGGCUGAGGGAUCAAAUUGUACAAGCCCUCGGACGAUAGCUUUUCACGGAGCCACCGGCUAUCAGAAUGAUCAAUGUCUAAAGUCUUUCUACCAGAACACAGCGGGGAAAACUGGCUCUACAUUGAAGCCGCAUAGCAAAGUUGAAUCCCCAUACACGCCAGUGCUUUUUAACACCAACUGGGAGGUUUCAUGCAAUCAUUUGACAUUAUUUGAAAGAAUUGGUGGUGGGUCGUUUGGCCAAGUGUGGAAGGGUGCGGCGUGGGAAGUAAAUGGUGCCAAAAGCUGGUCCGUGGUGGCCGUUAAAAUGCUUAAAGGUGAGGUGAGACCCCUGUCACUGGCUAAUCUACACGUUUUAGAGCACCGGUUAGUACCCGCUGGUUAUAGAUGUGAUUCCAACAACAACAACAAAAUACAAAAAAAACAAAACAGAUACCAGGGUUAGUCCAACUUAAAUUGGAUACAUCAAACUGGAAACGUCAAUAUCCUAAGCUAAGACGCUAAAUUUCUCUACCAUUAGAAUAAUAGAAUGAAUUUUUCACUUCAAUCCUUGUAAAUGCUACCCUCAAUUUCUUAAAAAACAGCCGAAAGAGUCUGAGGAAGGAGCGAAGAAUUUCCAUUCUGAUGACUCGACAUCAGGAUAGUGCUUCUGAUUGGUUCAAAAUUUUCUUCAUCCAAUCAGAGGCACGUGUCAUCAGUAUGGAAUUCUGCGCUCUUUCCUCGGAUGUCAUUUCAUCAAAAGGGGAAAAUGGCGGUGGUAUCGUCGCGGAAUGUCAACUUUGUUUUCAAAUUUUUCUGAUUUUAAUACCCUUACAAGGCACGCCCUUCAAAGUAGCAACAGUAAGAGUUCAUGGGCCAAACAAGCCCGCAAACCAUUUCACACAAAUGAAAAUUAUAUUUGAAUUGUAGAAAAAUCUUCCAAGUCCGAUCUCAAGGACCUUUUGUCUGAAUUGGACUUGUUGAAGAAGCUUAAACCUCAUCCUAACGUCAUACGAUUGCUGGGAUGUGUGACCAAAGAUGUGGUGCGAUGCCGGGGAAAGAUGGAGUUCAGUAAGUUCAUGCUUAAAAAAAGAUAGAGUUAAUACUGAAAAGUAGUAUUCUGUUGUAAAAGGUAUAAUCAUUUUUUCCUCUAAGUUCAACACUGUUAAUAUUCGUGAGCAAUAUUCGUGUAACCUCUUCCGCUGCAAGAUUUAAAUCGUUUAGCAAAGGUAAAGCCAAAGUAAAUAUCAUACUAGGGUAUCUAAAAGAUAUUAAUGCCGCAGAACUGCAUUCUGUUAAUACUGACAUUAAUUAGGCAGUCAUCCAUCUGCUUGCGUGAGACUUAAAAGAAAAUGACAUUGAAUGUCCUAUGAUUUACAUGUUGGAAUGUAAUAAUUACUAUCAGUAUAUACGAGAAAGAACUGGUGGGAAGGUUGUCUAGAAAAUGAUCAAAUGGUUUUCAACUCUGGUUUUCCCACAGUAAAUUGUAGAAAAUGAUAGAAAUUCGGAUUGUUUAUCCACAUAUUAAUUUUAAUAUACGGUGUACUAGCUUUUCUCUUGAAACACGAUACUUUUCUUGCUGUUUAUGCACUUUAUUAAAUAACAGUUACUUAGGCAUAUAUAUGUAUAGAAAACAACAACAAAAAAAAAAAGAAAGAAAGAAGGAAAAAAGAAAAGGAACCGAGUAAGACUCGAUCCGCAUUAACCGAGCUAUUAGCAGAAGUAAAAAAAAACAAAACAAAAAAAACGAUGUAAACGCAUUCCAUGGCAAUGAAUGAAUGAAAGAACACAAUUAGGCUUUACAAAACGCCGAAACGAGUCCUCGUCUGCAAAGUAGGACGCAAAACAUAUGUUUGGUUAUCUCGAUUUCCGCUGUUAUUUUGAAGCUAAUGGUCAAAAUCACAUCCAUUUUCGGCUCAUACAGGUACCUAAGAAUAGCAUGGCAUGACAUUGUCUCACUUUCACGUCAUCUUCUAGCAAGUAUCCCCCGUGCUGUCAGUAAGUUAGAAGAGCAAAUGCUCAUCAUCUCGUCAAGUUUAACGCCUGGACGAGUCAAAGGCUCUUGAAAUCCAAUCCCAAGUUAACNAAUUGAAAAAAAUGAAAGAAAUUCCGAUUUUUUUUCCAACUAUUAAUUUUAAUAUACGGUGUAAUAGCUUUUCUCUUGAAACACGAUACUUUUUUUGCUUUUUAUGCACUUUAUUAAAUAAAAGUUACUUAGGAAUAAAUAUGGAAAGAAAACAAAAACAAAAAAAAAAAGAAAGAAAGAAGGAAAAAAGAAAAGGAACCGAGUAAGACUCGAUCCGCAUUAACCGAGCUAUUAGCAGUAGUAAAAAAAAACAAAACAAAAAAAACGAUGUAAACGCAUUCCAUGGCAAUGAAUGAAUGAAAGAACACAAUUAGGCUUUACAAAACGCCGAAACGAGUCCUCGUCUGCAAAGUAGGACGCAAAACAUAUGUUUGGUUAUCUCGAUUUCCGCUGUUAUUUUGAAGCUAAUGGUCAAAAUCACAUCCAUUUUCGGCUCAUACAGGUACCUAAGAAUAGCAUGGCAUGACAUUGUCUCACUUUCACGUCAUCUUCUAGCAAGUAUCCCCCGUGCUGUCAGUAAGUUAGAAGAGCAAAUGCUCAUCAUCUCGUCAAGUUUAACGCCUGGACGAGUCAAAGGCUCUUGAAAUCCAAUCCCAAGUUAACCAUCGUACUCAUCUGAAAGACUCCUGCGUGUCUUAAAUUUGGUAAGAUCUCUAACCGUGCUUUGACACAAAGAAAACUCUGAGCCUGAACAGCGAACUCGAACUUCCUCGUGUUUUUAUUAAAGUUUUUCGUGGCGCAAUGCAUUCUGGUAAAAAGUGGCGCGGUGCACUCUGGCUAAAUGCAAUGCAUUGUGGUAAAAAUCGAUGAAUUCGAGAAUUCGUCCCAUAUAUUUCUCUUAAAUCCUGAUUACGUUGCUGUUCGCUCCCUACAGUCGCUUUGCAGCAACUAGAUUUCAUGACCAGAACAGGACUUCUGAGUGAAGAGAAUUUUUUUACUUUCUUGGGUUUCAAACAUUAUUGCACGCUCAAAUGUACUUUUUUAAAACUAUUGGCAAAGAAUUUUUAGCCUAGAAUGCUUUCGAUAGCAUUGUUAAGUUAAAGAGAUAUUUUUUUUAAAAAAAGCGCCUAUUUUCCUUGAGCUCCCGAUAACUUGAACUUUUUCCAAUUUCAAAUGAAGGUUCGAGUUAUCGGGAGUGAGUCGACUGUACAUCUUACAAAGAAAUUGAAAUAUGAUAAUAAAUGCUAGCCUAAUUGAUAAGAAUUCUGAACAUACAUGUAGAUAGCAAUUUGCUAUUUACAUUUAUAAGCUUGCGGUUAUCUCAGAGAUAAUAAUUGCAGUUUUGCGCUUGAUUAAGGCCCCUUCCACAGGUAUCUGGAUAUUUUUGAAUCCGCAAAUCAUCCUAGCCUUGCGGAUUCAAAAAUUUCCACGUUCAUACGUAGCGUAUUUAAAUCGAGUUUGCCCGGCCACACGUAUCCGGAUUCACUUUCAGUCGACGUCACCCAGCUAAUUUGUAAAGCUAGCGCUAUGUUUGGCUCAUGGGAAGUUUUCUCUUCAUUCUUCUUCAAUAACUGUAUCGCUGACAAAGUUGUCCCUCAAGCUCUACUUUGCUAGUUUAACUUUCGUCCGACGUGGAAAGAAGCCUCAGAAUGUCGAGCAGCCGUUUGGCAUCGUAAUCAUAGCUAGGUUUAACUGCACACACGUUAUAAGACUUUAAACCGAAGUCCAAGAAGCCAGAGGCGACAACAUUGCGCUCCGCACCAUCUUGAACACAGUGGAAAUUCUCCUUUGAGACACCUUCAUUAAGCGACACAAACUCUGGUCCCGGAAAAACGUUCACAUGAUCUUUGCAUUUGUUACCUCUAUUAAUUGAAGGGUCACCUCUUUUCAGAAAAAAGGGACACUUUUUUUGGGUUCCGAAACUCGGGUUUAACCUUUAUUCAGGGGACACCUUAGCGUUCAAACUAGAGUGAUUGACCUUAAAAAUCGCUGAUAAAUUUAAGUAUUCACUGGUCACAACGGCUACAGAUUUCAAGGUAAAUGAACUAUCUCACUUGAAAUCGGUGUACUGCACUUGUGGGAAUUCAACACACAACAAUGCAGAGAUAAGUUAAUCGUGAUUUUUUUUAUUAUUAUGCAGCUACUUGAAAUAUUAAUGACUUCAGCAGAUUCCAAGGCAGAAUAAAAGAAAUAUAUUUUAUUUGUCUGUUAAUUAUUAACAAACCCCAGCCCAACCUCUAUUCAGGGAACACUUGCCUUGGUCCUGAGGGUGUCCGCUGGAUAGAGGUUCUACCGUAUUCACGGUAAAGAGCUGGGCUCGAUUUUGUUACGUCACUGGAUAAAAAAUAUCCUGAUUUAGUGUCCACACGAUUCCGGAUUCAUAGCGUAUUAAAAAAUUUCCACUUUGGAGAGCGGAUUCAAAAAGUUGCGGAUUCGUAUGGUGAGUUGCGGAUUUAAAAAAUAUCCGGAUACGCGUGGACUAGGCAUAAGUUUCUUCCCAUUUUUUUUUUUAAGGACCACCUCUUGUUAUCCUGGAAUUUGUUCCUCAUGGCGAUCUUCUUGGAUAUUUAAGAAAAAGUAAUGGAGAAAAUGAUGAUUUCUAUGAUUUAAGAAGCAAGGAGGUGCCAUCAAAGAUACCAGAACGACAACUUUACCAAUUCUCAGCUGAUGUCGCCCGUGGAAUGGAAUUUAUCUCGGCGCACCAGGUUUGCUGAUCUCCAUGAAUGCUUUGCCUUUUCGCUGUUUCCAGAGAUAUAGAUAUGGAUUGCUUGUGUAGAGACAAGAAAGAUUACGGGAACGUUAAGCAAAAGCAUUAAAUUUGUCUUGACGAAGCUAGAGAAGUUAGUUACAGCGCAUGCCUUGGGAGGCGUAGGCUCAGUGCUCUUGUUGUCGCCAACUUAAAUCUGAAAACAGGGGAGUCGGAUUGGUUAGAUUCCCCCACAAAAUAUUCAUCGAUGCGGAUACCCAAAAAAAUUAGGUACUCGUGCGCCCAGUAAAAACGCUGGCAAGUAUACAGUUCAGCGAAGAAGGAACUAUAUAGUACAGUUUGAGCUCUACUUGAGCUGGCGUUUAAGAAAAACAAUCAAUCCAUCUUUGCAGCUUAGAAGGAUUUUCGUGGCGAGUGCUUUUCGUGAUUUUCGACACCUCCGUUUAAACGCACAACGAAACGAUACAAACAAAAGCCCAGGCAUAAGAGAAUGAAAAUAUGUUUCGUUACACAGUUUGUUAUGGCUCGUGAUUCCGACCUUUUGCCCGCAAUUUUAAGCUUAGAUGACGCAAACAUAAGGAAAAGCACAAUGCUUGCGNACCUCCGUUUAAACGCACAACGAAACGAUACAAACAAAAGCCCAGGCAUAAGAGAAUGAAAAUAUGUUUCGUUACACAGUUUGUUAUGGCUCGUGAUUCCGACCUUUUGCCCGCAAUUUUAAGCUUAGAUGACGCAAACAUAAGGAAAAGCACAAUGCUUGCGUCAUAAGAAAUUUGUAAGCAAACUUUUUUUAUGUAAUGAUUAAGUACAUUAUUAUUUCUGGUCGUAGCUUAUCCACAGAGAUCUGGCAGCUCGAAACAUCUUAGUCGGUGAAGGGCUGCGCUGUAAGAUUACCGACUUUGGCAUGGCAAGGGACCUGGGCCGAGAGGAAAUCUACGUUAGAAGAUCCAAUGUAAGUACGUAUAUAUAACAAAGACCGCUGUCCUUUAUGCCAAAUCGAAAAUAAAUUUCCUGCCGGCUACGAUUAAUUUAAGAUUGCCUGUUUGAUAGCCAAGCGCACAUCGUAAGCCGUACCUUAACUGCGCUGUGAUUCACAGCUGUCAAUUCUAUUUCGCAACAGACAAUGCCCCCAAACGAUUCCUGAAUUCAAGGUUCUGCGUUUUAUUGACAGGGUCUGAUGCCUGUGAAAUGGAUGGCAGUUGAGUCACUAAUAAAUCAAGUUUAUACUACAGAAAGUGAUGUGUAA